This is a messenger RNA of Hypanus sabinus (Atlantic stingray), 8723 nucleotides long. Its product is annotated as protein Shroom1-like. Gene Ontology annotation, molecular function: actin filament binding. Gene Ontology annotation, biological process: actin filament organization. Lineage: Eukaryota; Metazoa; Chordata; Chondrichthyes; Myliobatiformes; Dasyatidae. Gene Ontology annotation, cellular component: apical plasma membrane; cortical actin cytoskeleton; apical junction complex. The record is from RefSeq and is a predicted model, not a curated record. Bases 876 to 5210 code for a protein of 1444 amino acids. The transcript is spliced from 8 exons.
UAAGGACCGGGACUCGACCUUUUUCCUUAAAGAAAAUCCAUAUUGCUGUUACUAAUUCAUUAAUCAAUUAUAAUCUCUGCACAAAUUUACCAUGGCACGCGAUUUUUUUUAUAGUCAAUUUUGACACACCCCCUCAAAAAGGUUGGACAGCCUUGCUGUAGAGUGAGAAGCUGCUUCCCUCGCUGGAGGUACAGGGGCCGUUCGCGGGAGGUCGAGAUGGAGGAGAAAUUGUUGUUCGCACAGCGUGCGGCUGCCUACUUUUGAAUGCAGGGCUUAUUCAGCUCGGGGCUGAAUCAAAAGUUAGUUGAACACUAAGGAAGUCGAGGCUUGGAGCGGGGACGUGAUGGGAAAUUGGAGUCGGCAUACAGCCGAGCAAAUCUUCCUGAUUCUUGCAAAAAGUGCCAGUUUAAUCCGAGGUUGCUCGAAAUUAUUUGAUGCAGAAUUUUCUUAAGAUAUUUCAUUGUUUUAUAACCUCCAUAAAGAGAAGACAGACAGGCGUCAAGAAAGACUUAUCAAGUUACCUUUGCACUGGACACCUGUAAUGGUAUUGAGGCGACUCCAGCGCGCAGCAGAACACGUAUGAUGUGAAGACGCGGUCCUUUCCCUAGAAGGUAAUUUUCAUUUAGGUGCGGGAUGGGUCCAAGUGAAUUCUGAAUACCUUCAACAGGCAUCGCCGAUGUCCAACCUGGUGAAUCAUUAACCGGACACUCUGUUGAACGAUCCUCGGUUUCUUCCGCUUUCAUUGUCGAAUAGACUUCUCAUUUCCCGCGGACCAUCCCGACAAGCUGGUAUAUAAACAUCCGAGACAAGAAGAUGGCUCUUCGAUGCCUUACUUGAUGAAGAUGAAGAUCCGACCAUGGAACGACAGCUGAGGCAUGGACAGGUUGAAUCAGACAGGAGCUGCCAAUGCUGCAAGGCACACAGGUUACAUGAAGCAAUUCAGUCAUCAUUAUGGUAAAGACGACUCUGGGUACGGCUCAUUCUCAACUUCUUCCAGCGCUCCGGAAAACGUGUCUCUUGUACACUGCGGCCACAUGCCCAGGCAGACAGGGAUGGUCUCGCAGGGCUCUGAUUCAGACAACCUGCAAUGGACUGGCACAAAACCAAUGCCUGUAGUCUGUAAUGCUGCUGUUAAGGGCAAUGAAGAGAAAUCUGUCCUAUCCCCAGAGAACGAUAACAGCAAUGGUCAUGGCAGAGAGUGUAAUAGUUCAGCACCUCCUCUCCCACCACCUCGUGAUGACAGUUUCCUUGCCAUUCGACAACACGAUAGUUUGGCCUAUUACCAUACCCGUCAUGGACUGAGCCCACAAGAUAUGCUUCAGAGAUCAACUGAGAACAGGACACCAAGGAUGGCUCUAGAAAAUAAUCAUCAAGAGACAUCAAGCCUGCCCUUGGAGAGACAGCUCUCUAAUUUUGAACAAGCCUAUUCCCAGACUGCCUUUUUCAACCCUUCGUUUAAGGAUACUGGUUUUGUACCAGAGAAAGAUAGUCAAACUGUUGAAGGUGCUGGAAAUUUCUCUCCCAAAAGGAUUGAGAAGGCACCUCUGAGCAACAUAACUAACUCAUCUUCUGGUAUCACAUCCAGCUGUGUGGAAUCACUGAAACUAAACCACUGCAUCCCACUGGCACACAAACAGAAACCCGUACUUGCUAGUCCUUGCCAUCCUGAGCUACCAUCUCAAGUAACUUGCGUGAACGCACGCAGCCAAGAAACAGCACCAAAUUUGCACUUCACCACCACAUACCCACAAACGUCUACAGGGGACUCAAGGCCUGCCAAGGUGUUUCCAGGCUCUUCCCGUGCAAUGAAUCCUGAGGACACAAAAGGACAAAACCAUGAGGUAGAUUAUAAAUUCCACGUUGUUCAAGGAUACAAAAGUAGAGAAAGAUCCUUGAGUGUGGCAAGUACCAGACAAUUAUCGCAUCAGGUGCCUGGUCUGAAUAAUGGUGGUUAUAAUGGCCAGAGCUUCUGUGGAUUUACCGAAUAUUCUCACAUCCCAAAAUCACAUCUUGCCACGACAGUAUCUGUUCCAGUAGGAGGGCAGUAUAGUCAGAGGCAAAUGAGAAACAGUACUGGCAGUGUAGGACGUCGAUUGGAAGUGGUCAAUUGCGCAGAGCCAGGGAACGAGUCAAGCAGCCACAAUCCAAUCACUGCUGAAAAUACCCCAAUGUUGCAUCACCUUGCCUCCAAGACCACAAAUGCUGGGAGAGGCUCACUACUGAGUGCAAAACAAAAAUCCCAGCUCUCCGGAGGCCAAAACGUCCUGCCAGGACAGUACGGAGGGAACCAAGGUCUGUGCAGGACACUUGAGAAUAAAAUCACUCAGCUUCGAAAAUGUAAAAGUUCCUCUCAGCUUAUUGACCCCAUUGACCUCAACCAAUUGAAUGAAGAAUCUCCGGACACCUCCAGCUCACUGAUCAGCUCUUCUAAAACUACUUAUAGAAACCAAGUAAAGCAUGCACAGUCGAAGGUUCUGAAGGAGACUUCCUUCAAGCGUAGAGACCUCCAGCUUAGCUGGCCAAACCGAGCCAAACAAAAGCCCACCGGCAGGCCAGGCAUUACACAUUUCCAAACAGGCUCAUUGACUGAUGCUCCUGGUGACCCAACAGCCGCAUCUCCACCAUCUCAAAGGUUGCAUGAGAACCUGAGAGUCAAACCUCUGGAUCCUCAGCACCCAGCCACCCGAACAGGGAACAGAAAAAAGCUGACUUUACAGAUGAAGAAAAUGUAUUCUUCAGAACCUGAAAAAAUAAAUCAGUUAGGUGUAGAGAGUAAUUCAAGGAAGUGGGAACAGGCAAAAUCUCUCGGGUUCCCUGAUGUGCAGGGCAACAAUGGCAUUGUGACUUCAAGGAGACAACUCUUUGAAUCAGGAAAAUCUUCACAGGUGAAUUUAAAGCAGACUCAACACGAAGCGUUGGUCAACUACUUUGGCCGCAGGAGAAGUCUUAAACCCAGUGCCACAAAAUUAGUUAGUGAUCAGUGGCAGUUUUCAAAGCCUGUCCAGCACAAGAGGCUUUUGGAGAGCAACUGCUGUCAAUAUUCCAGUUGCAAACCCAUCCAAGGAUCAAAUAUGUCCCAACAUAAUUCAGCCAAGAGAAAUUGGGAUAAUUCCUCUGAAAUCUUGUCUGUCUGCAGUACUAGAUCUCACAAUCAUCUCUUAAGCCAGUCAGUUGAGCUACAAAGCUUUCCAAAAUGGACAACUACCUGCAAUGUAUCUGAAAAACUUGCCUCCACUGGCAAUCUGCUGGACCAGCUAGACUUUGUUCAUUUUGGUAGACGAGCACGGUCAAAGUCAUUCCCAUUGCCUCAGCAGAAUGAGCUAGAUCCUAAAUUGGAUAUGGAAUCGUUAAGGCAAAUUGAUAACAGCAACAGCCCUUCCAGGCCCAGCACUGCCAGAAUCAAGUCUGUAACUGAAGUAAGCGCAACUCGGAGACAUUGUGAAAACAAACUUGCGAAUGUGGCGCUCACCAAAAGCAGGUUUGAACGACAGAGAGGAAUGUCAUUGGAUGAGCCAGAAUCAGCCAGUGGCAAACCCGCCACAUGCCUGAGCAGGAGUACAGACCAGCUCUGGUGCUCGGCCGCUAAUGGGGAAUCGACUAAAGAGGACCGUGCAGUGUCGGAGUUGAAAAGAGCACCUCUACCUCUGCCAGAGUUACCUUCUACCAAACAAAACUGGAGUAAAUUGAGAAGGCACAUCAUUAGUUCACAAACCAGCCAAGAUGAAUCUACAGUUGUGUAUGAGAGACGUUCCGACAUGACCAAGCCUCGUUCAUUAUCAUACAGUGUGGAAUCACUGCAUCCACUAUCUCCCACUCCACACUCGCCGCUCAGAAAGUCACAAGCAUGGACUGAUCCCCUUUCCUCCCCAUCUGGCCAGGAAGAUGAUGUGUAUUUUGAGGAUCCCUCAGUGAAAUCAGUAAGCAGUGGCUCAGAUCUUUGCUUAGCCUCUGAAAACAUUCAUAUACAAUACAACCCCUUACAACAGUAUUCAAACACUGUAUUUGAAUCGUCACGAGAAACAGCAGCAAAUACGGAAACUGGAGUAACUGAACUGAUGACAAGUGGAAAGAAUUCACUAAAAACAAUAAAAUUUGUUCAGAAGAAUCACUCAGAAGUUGACGUGGAACAUCACAGAAAGGAUAGGACUGCGGACCUGGUUUCUUUAUCUCUUUGUUCAAAGAGCAGUGUCGAGAUGCCCUUGCCAGCCCCAAUGGCAGAUGUUGCAAAGAGUGAGGUCAAAGUUGAAAACACCAAGGCUGGAGUCCAUCAAAGUAAUGGAAAGGAAACAUCUGAGCAACUUUCGGCAAAUCAGACAAACACCGCUGUUCCACCGAGAAUGAAGACAAAAUCGCCUGAUGACCUAAGAAUGGAGAAACUGAUUAAGGAGGUUAUCGAUGAAGAUCAGUCACUAGCAGAUAUCUUGGAUCCCAACCCCACCACGAAAACCAUAAUGGACCUUGUGAAAGUAUUGUUUCAGACUGAUGCAUUGGUGCUCGAGGCUUGUCAGAGGAGUGAGCAACUGUACAGCCAGGCAGCAGAGACAAAUUUUAAACUAAAAGAAAAGCAAGAUAUACAAUUCCCAGCCCUGCCGGAAUUGGCCACUCAAACUAAGGUGCCAGUCAAAAUUAAUCCGAGACAAGAUGUCAACAAAGGAGGGGACUGUGCAAGUGAUAUCACGGAAAAAAAGAAGAAGUUAAUUGGCACAAUUAAGUGUAAACUUCAGAAGCUUCAGGACACUAAAGCAUGCCUACAUGAAGAUAUCAAAAUGAAUUCUUUGUUGGGUGAAGACAUUGAAGCCUGGAUCAAUGAUGUUUGCAAGCCUAAUGAAAUACAGAAAUAUAAGACCUUCAUUGAGGAUUUGGACAAAGUGAUGAAUUUGCUGCUUUGUCUAUCAAGUCGUCUAGUGCGUGUGGAAAAUGCCCUGAACAAAGUCAACGAGUCCACUGAUUUGGAGGAAAAGCAAUCGCUGAGUGAAAGACAUCAAACACUCUCCCGUCAGCAUGAAGGUGCUAGGGGACUGAAGGAGCAUCAAGAUCACCGGGAGCGGGUGACCUUCAACAUCCUAACAAACUACCUCACUGAGAUUCAGCUUCAACACUGUCAUCACUUUAUACAAAUGAGAAAAGCGUUAUUGAUCAAGCAAAAAGAAGUUGAAGAAUGUCUCAGAUUGACUGAGGAGCAACUGGGAUUUCUUGAAAACAGUCUGUAAUUCACAUCCCAUUUUGCUCUACUGUAAAGUUUCCAGCAAAAUCUAAAAUUGGUUUAUCAUAUCCUGUGAUUUGGAUUCAUUCCAGAAUCAACAAAUGUUAAUUCUAUUUUUCUCGUUGUUUGCACAUUAACUGACUUAAGGAGAUAAUUAAAUUUAACAGGGUUUUGCAGUAAUAAUAGAACUUAAUUCUUCAGGAUUAUGGAACAGCAGUAGUUCCAUAAUCAGCUUUUUUUAUUUAAAAUGCUUAGUAUGAAACAUAAUAUCACAUAAAAUCACGUGAUACUGUUUGCAUUGCAAAAGCACCGUGCUUAUCAUAACGUGUUGGAGCAUUCCUUGUGCAAGACAUCACCUUGGAUUGACUUGCUGCCCAAAUAUUUCCUCUGUAGUAACAAUGAGUACAGUAUCUAAAUUGGAUUCAACGUAUCAGUAUGAAAUGCUUCGCAGGCAAGUUGUCAGUGAAAGCCGACAGUGAGCCAAAAGGAGAUACUGGGCCAUUAAGAGCUACCUAAGGGAGGAAAGAGAUGUGGAGAAGGUCAGGGAGGAAAUUUCAGAAUUCUGGGCUUUAGAAAAUACUACACGAGUGAUGGUGAUAGAGCACAGAAAACUAUGCAUACAGAAUUCAGAAUUGGAGAAGCAGAGAUCAGAGGGAAUUAUAGAUUCUUAAAGGGUUAUUAGGCUGGUUGAUGGUGGUCUGGAGAGGCCCCUGGAGGGACUUGAAAAGAUAGCUGAGACUUGUUAAAGUCAAGCACUUGCCAAACUGGGAGCUAUUGUGUUCAGCCUUCUCAGAGGCAAUGCGAGUGUGUGGUUAUGGGUUAAAGUCCAAUAAAAUCGUAGAGCUCACAAAGCUUUGGGUGAGGGUUUUAGCAGCUGAUAAGCUGAAGUGAGGCCACAUUAUGGAUGUGAAAGAAAGCUAUUUUGUUAUGGGAUGGACAUACGGUUGAAGCAUUAUCGUGGACACAUCACCAGUUUGAUUUGGUCUCAGGCAGUCACCAAAGACUGGGAGAACAAAAUGUAUGAUCAAGUAUUCAGAGAAGAGAAGCAAGGUAUCUUGGAGAGAUUAUAGAUUCUUGGCUACAAGUUGGUGAUAGCGCUAAUUAGGUAAACGUGUGUAGCAGGACCUAAACACAAAGUUUUCUUCUUCCCAAUAUUUCUGCUCAUCCACUACUGCAUGAUUGAUGAACAUUCCAACAAUUUGGAGAUGGUGGAUGAGUCAAGGGAGGUGGUGCUGAGGUAAAACUGCUUAAAUGUAGAUACUGACACCAUUUUGGGUGAUAGUGCAGUGAUUUUAAAACUGUAAUCUACACUGCAAUCGCAAAGGUGGCAGUAUAGAUUACAGCAAAUCCCUAACACUGUACAUGUAGAUGUUUUUGGUGAAUAAAGUUGAUCCUUAAACUUCCAAUACAUUUGUAAAUUGCCUUAGUUUUGCACUCAUCAGUGUACUGUAAAUGUCUUGUAAUUAUCUGAUAUCAGUGUCCCUAUCAAUGUGUAAAAUGUAUAUUAAUUAUUGUUCUAGCUAUAUCUUCUAAUAAUCAUUUUUAUAAAUUAAAUUUGAUACUCUGUAAUGUACAUAUAAAUUUUAGCUUGCAUCUGUGUAUUUCACGACAAAGUGAUGUUUACUUAAGCGGGCUUCUCCUUAUUCUUCGUAAAAUGUUGAAACACCAGCCAUUAUUCCUAAAUCAUCAAUGCUGCUGUCACCCCAUCCUCCCACUGCUACACCAGGGAUAGAGUUCCUCUUGUCCUCAUCUACUACCCCACUAGCCUCCUUGUCCUGCACAUACAUCUCCACAAUCUCCAAUGGGAUCCCACCACCAAGCACAUCUUUCCCUCCCCCUGCUCCCUACUUUCCACUUUCCACAAGGUUUGCUCCCUAUGCAACUCCCUUGUCCACUCAUCCCUCCCACUGAUCUCCCUCUUGGUACUUAGUCUUGCAAGCGAAACAAGUGCCACACCACCUACUCCCUCACUCCCUUUCAGGUCCCAAACAGUCCUUUCAGGUGAGGCAACUCUUCACCUGCGAAUCUGUUAGGGUCAUCUACUGCAUCUAGUGCUCCCAGUGUGGGCUCCUGUAUAUCCUGUUUAGAGGUAUGCAAGAUAUUAAGAGGAAUAGAUAGAGUGGACAGCCAGCGCCUCUUCCCCAGGGCACCACUGCUCUAUACAAGGGGACAUGGCUUUAAGGUAAGGAAUGGGAAGUUCAAGGGGGAUAUUAGAGGAAGGUUUUUCACUCAGAGAGUGGUUGGUGCGUGGAAUGCACUGCCUGAGUCAGUGGUGGAGGCAGAUACACUAGUGAAAUUUAAGAGACUACUGUACAGGUAUAUGGAGGAAUUUAAGAUGGGGGGUUAUAUGGGAGGCAGGGUUUAAGGGUCAGCACAACAUUGUGGGCCGAAGGGCCUACACUAUGCUGUACUACUCUAUGUUCUGUAUCAGUGAGCCCCAACAUAGAUUGGGAGUUUGCUUUGCCAAGCACCUCCGUUCCAUCUGCCACGAAAAGCAGAAUCUCCCAGUGGCCACCCAUUUCAAUUCCACAUCCCAUUCCCAUUCCAACAUCUCAAUCCAUGGCCUCCUCUGCUGCUAAUAUGUGGCCACACUCAGGUUGGAGGUUUUGGUAGCCACCAACCUAACGGCACAAACACCGAUUUCUUGAACUUCUGGUAAUUUCUCACCCCGCCCCUCUCCCUUCAUCCAUUCCUGUUUCCCUUUCUCACCUUAUCUCCUUACCUGCCCAUCACCUCUGGUGCUGCUCCCCCUUCCUGUUGCUCCAUGGUCUUCUGACCUCUGCUAUCAAAUUUCCCCUUCUCCAGGCCUUUAUCUCCUUCACCAAUCAACUUCCCAGCACUUUGCUUUGCCCCCUGUCCCCCACCCCCGGUAUCACCUGCCACUUUGUACUACCUCCCCCCCCCCCCCACCUUUUCACUGUGACUUCUUCUCUUCCUUUCCAGUACUGACGAAGGGUCUCAGCCCAAAACAUUGACUCUUUAUGUCAAGAUCAUUAUUUUCGGAUAUUUUUAUAUCUUGAAAUCUUUGAUAUUUUGAAAUCUUGAUAUUUGUAACUUAUAGUGUGAUGUUUUUCAAUGUUAUGAUGCGCUCUAUAAAGGAAAAUGUAACAAGAAAGUUUGCCUUUUAUAAGCCUGUGUUCUUUGAACAGAGUAGGUAUUUAAAUUAAUAUGUAAUUGAUAUAUCUCAGUAGUAAUGAACUAACCUGAUAACGGGUUUUUUUUAAUCAACACUCCAACUGUGGCAUUGGCUUUUACUUCAUUCAUUCAAAUGUUUCAAGACAUAAGUAGCUUUCAUAAAGUUGUCCCCAAAAUGUGACUGAGUACAAAUUACUGAGGAUGAUAACAUUCUCUACCAAAACUGGAAACUACUUAAAAGUGGAAACUGACAUGAAUUCAGAUAAUAAUAAUCUAACGAUUGUAAAACUGUUAUCUAUACUCCCAUAAUAAAGAUGACAAAUUAGAUUAUGGGAAAUUCCUAAUAUAUAUGUAAAUAUAUAUGAUGAAUAAAGUUGACCAUCGA